AUGGGAAGCCCCAGUGACUGGCGCCUGCGCCGGGACUUCCAGCAGGGCAGUGACGAUGGUGGCACUUCUGCCACCUCCCUGCUUCGCGUGACAAUGAGCUUCUCGCCAGGCGACGAUAACGGCCACCGGCACAGAAUAACCAGGAGACCCUCCUGUCACUUCCUGACGGCCCGGUCCCUGCAGCUGAAGGAGAAGCCAUCGGCUCUCACAGCCACCAUUUGCCAGCUGGACAAAGGUCCUUCCAGCAGGGCCUGGCUCCCCUCUUGUACCCCACGGACCCCGCCCCCGUCCCCCUGCUUCCUCGCUCCACUCCUGCUGUCCCCCCACAAGGUGACCCCUUCUCCCGCAGGCGUGAACCGGCACUUCCACAUGAUCUGUAUCAGGGACAAGUUCAGCCAGAACAUCGGGCGGCAGGUGCCAUCCAAGGUCAUCUGGGACCACCUGAGCACCAUGUAUGACAUGCAGGCACUGCACGAAUCUGAGAUUCUUCCAUUUCCAAACCCAGAGAGGAACUUCGUCCUUCCGGAAGAAAUCAUUCAAGAAGUCCGUGAAGGAAAAGUGAUCAUCGAGGAGGAAAUGAAGGAGGAAAUGAAGGAAGACGUGGACCCCCACAACGGGGCUGACGAUGUUUUCUCGUCUUCAGGAAGCUUGAGCAAAGCGACCGAAAAGUCCGGCAAAGACAAAGACAAGAACUCCUCAGACUUGGGGGCCAAGGAAGGGGCGGACAAGCGCAAGCGCAGCCGGGUCACCGACAAAGUCCUGACCGCGAACAGCAACCCCUCCAGCCCCAGUGCCGCCAAGCGGCGCCGGACGUAGACGCUCCCCAGAGGCAGGCGGGCGGGGCCG
Molecule: messenger RNA, 846 nt
Organism: Pteropus alecto (black flying fox)
Lineage: Eukaryota; Metazoa; Chordata; Mammalia; Chiroptera; Pteropodidae
Gene: MRGBP
Product: MRG domain binding protein
Exons: 6
Coding region: 1-816 (271 amino acids)
Biological process (GO): regulation of transcription by RNA polymerase II
Cellular component (GO): nucleus; NuA4 histone acetyltransferase complex
Source: RefSeq, a predicted model, not a curated record